Molecule: messenger RNA, 657 nt
Organism: Alternaria arborescens
Lineage: Eukaryota; Fungi; Ascomycota; Dothideomycetes; Pleosporales; Pleosporaceae
Exons: 2
Coding region: 1-657 (218 amino acids)
Source: RefSeq, a predicted model, not a curated record
AUGUCUGCAGCACACAACCAUCGUCAUAUGCAGCAUCUUCCCCCGAGCCCACCACCGUCGCCUCCAUCUACACGGCAGAGAAAAAAGAAGAAGCCCGAUCCUUUUGAACAACUCGCAACUACACCAAUACCCUCGCUGCCCUCUUCUCCAGCAAAUGAGCUUAACGACGACCAAGAACCCCUUCUGAAACGAAUUAUACUCACGCCCGUCUUGUUCACAUCCUUCCUCCUCUCUCUCUUCCUCGUCAACUACCGCAAUCGCGCCCGCCGAACAGAAGCACACUCACUCAGCUUCUCCCUCCUCGCGUACCUCGCUCCGUCCAGCUGGCUCGAUCCAGAGCCCUACCAAGAUCCUGAUGAUUCGAAAUGGGGUAGAAGGGGGACCACUGGACAUGUUGAGCCUCAUGACGCUAUAGGUCCCCGGUCAGACGAACAAGACGACGAGAAACCGAAGAAAAGGAAGAAGAGAAAGUCGUGGCAUCUGCAUAGAAAGAUCAGGAAAGUGGCCAAGCUGGAGAUAGGCGAUGCGCUCGAGAUGCGAGGGCGCAUGAUUGUUGUCAUGCUUGUAGUAUUGGGAUUGGCUUGUGCAAUACUGUGGAUGGGUGUUAGGUGGAUUAUCGUCUUAGCAUCACAGCGGAUGUAUGGUGUAAAAGCCUGA